UUUUACCUCCCCUUGUGGCAUGACAGCGGUAGGUGUACUACGUCACAAAGUGCGUGCGGACUGUACCAAUAUUUGCCGUGCGCGUCGUAUUGUCAACAGACGGAGUUCAUUAGGUCUACCAGAAGCAACAGCGAUUUUAAACUGUUGAGACUGUUGUCUUUGGUCUGCUACGUUACAGCUUUAGUCCAAACUUUAUGCAAGACAGAUCUACAAUUUCGGAUAAGCUUUUUAUUUUAAAUUUUGUGAUAGCCAAAAAGAAAAAUGUUUCUCGUGUUGAUUUGUUUGUCGUUGGCCAGUGUGGUGACGUCACAGGAUAGCACUUCAGUACCAAAAAACUAUGGCCUUGAGGUGUGCGCUAAUGGCGCCCAGUUGGUAGGUCACCCCCAGGCCUGCCAGAGGUACUACAACUGUUCAGACACCACCCCACGGGGAUGGAGGAGUUACCUGGGACCGUAUGAGGUGGAAUGUGCCUACCCCAAGCUCUUUGACAUCAGAGAACUGGCAUGUAAGGACUACAAGGUGGCGGAGUGUGGGCCUAACAGAAUCGCUGCCAAAGAUCCAUGUGACUACGUCGUCAACAGAUGUCUCAGCGCCCACUGCCAACCCUGCAGCUCUAGGAUGCCAUCUUGUGUUGGCUUGCCAGAUGGCCUUAACGUGAAUCCUGAUCGUUUAUGGACGCCCUACUUCAUCAGGUGUGAAGACGAGAGGCUGGUCGGCACUGGCAGCUGCCCAAAGCACAGCCCAACAGCCGGCACAGGUUUCUUCUCCCCGCUGACCAAGUCAUGCGUGUCCAUCUUUGAGGUGCCCAGAACCACAGGGUAUGGCCUGGCGCCAUCCUGCGAGGGGAAGCUGCAAGGGUUCUACCUGACGGCGGAGAGACCAGACGUCUACUACACCUGCCCCAGUGGUCAGGUCUACUACUGUCCUGCUGGGACUACAUACAACCAGCAGUUGAAUCAGUGCAAAUGAAUUCUUUCUUAAUUGUUUCCUCAAUUAAAGAUAAUUAAAACUU
Messenger RNA from Physella acuta, 1012 nucleotides. RefSeq lists its product as uncharacterized. Gene Ontology annotation, molecular function: chitin binding. Gene Ontology annotation, cellular component: extracellular region. The record is from RefSeq and is a predicted model, not a curated record. NCBI's taxonomy places the organism in Eukaryota, Metazoa, Mollusca, Gastropoda, Physidae.